Messenger RNA from Nerophis lumbriciformis (worm pipefish), 3139 nucleotides. NCBI's taxonomy places the organism in Eukaryota, Metazoa, Chordata, Actinopteri, Syngnathiformes, Syngnathidae. The record is from RefSeq and is a predicted model, not a curated record.
UGAGCCAAAAAAGAAGAAGAAGAGCAGCAGCAUCUUCCAGCCAUGCCGUCAAUGAAGUCAAGCCCCCUGUCAAGAAGCACAACAUCUGCAUGUGUCUUAUUGAGAGGGGACACAAGGUGGUCGUUGUCACGCACGCCUACGGUUGCAGGAAGGGCAUCCGGUACCUGACCAAUGGCCUGAAGGUCUAUUACCUACCCCUGCAGGUGAUGUACAACCAGUCCACCACCACAACUUUCUUCCACAGUCUUCCCCUUCUGCGCUGUGUGUUUGUCAGGGAGCGCAUCACUGUGGUGCACGCUCACAGCUCGUUUUCCGCUAUGGGCCACGAUGCUUUGUUCCAUGCAAAGACCAUGGGUCUUAACACGGUGUUCACUGACCAUUCGCUUUUCGGCUUUGCUGACAUCAGCUCCGUGCUAACCAACAAGCUCCUGACGGUGUCGCUGUGCGAUACCAACCACAUCGUAUGUGUGUCCUACACCAGCAAGGAGAACACCGUGCUGCGUGCGGCGCUCGACCCGAAGAUCGUGUCCGUCAUCCCCAACGCAGUCAACCACACCGACUUCAUCCCCGACCCCUCUCGCCGCCAUGACAACAGGAUCACCAUCGUCGUGAUCAGCCGUCUAGUCUAUCGCAAAGGCAUUGAUCUUCUUGGUGGUAUCAUCCCAGAGCUCUGUCUCAAACAUCCAGAUCUCAAUUUCCUCAUUGGUGGGGAAGGACCAAAGAGAAUCGUGCUGGAAGAAGUGAGAGAGAAAUACCAGCUUCAUGACCGGGUGCGCCUGUUGGGAGCUCUGGAGCACAAAGACGUCAGAGAAGUUAUGGUCCAGGGCCACAUCUUUCUCAACACGUCGCUAACUGAAGCUUUCUGCAUGGCCAUUGUGGAGGGAGCAAGUUGUGGACUGCAGGUGGUCAGCACUCGUGUAGGAGGCAUCCCAGAGGUGCUACCCGAGGACUUGAUCACACUUUGUGAGCCAACUGUGCGCUCGCUGUGUGCCGGUUUGGAGAAGGUCAUUGCACGGCAGCGUUCCGGGUCAGUUGCCUGUCCCGCCUCCAUCCACACACGGGUGCAGAACCUCUACACCUGGAAAAACGUGGCAGAGAGGACUGAAAAGGUUUAUGAUAGAGUGUGCGGAGAGGAGGUGCUUCCCCUGGACAGACGCCUUCAUAGGCUGAGAUCCCACUGCGGACCUGUGGCUGGCUCCCUCUUUUCCUUUGUGGCGGUUCUAGACUUCUUGUUCCUGUUGCUCCUCCAAUGGCUGGUGCCCGAUCGGGUCAUGGAUUUAUCUGUGGAUGCCACCGGUCCUCUGGGACUGUGGAAGCAAGAACCAAGCAAGAAGAGUAAAGGCGAAUCUCAAUGUAAAAACGACCUCAACUCUUUUCAAGGCUGCAUGGCCCACUUUUACACACCAUUGUUAUACAUACCCUGCAUUGAGCGUAACUCUGGGCGAGGGCGUGAGGCGUAUGUGGGAGGUGCUAAGUGCCCACAUAAGAGGGGAGAAGACGGUCUAACUUCCAGGUUAGUGUGUUCCACCCAUACUGUAGUGUAUAGGUUUACUGUUGGGUUACAAGUCAACAUGGUGGCUAUUCGGACGGAAGUUUCUCCAUGCUUGCAGUAUUGGCAGAGACCUUUGCACGUCUACGGCGGGCUGGUGUGCAACUCUCUGAUGGCUGACUCCUGGUCGGACCGAAGUCCCCUGCAUGAAGCGGCCUAUCAUGGCAGACUUCUCCAAUUGAGGACCCUUGUAGCCCAGGGCCUCCAUGUCAACACACUCACUAUGGAUGCGGUCUCCCCUCUCCAUGAGGCCUGCCUGGGUGGUCAUUACGCUUGUGCAAAGUACUUGCUGGAUCACGGUGCAAAUGUGCACCAGGUGUCAUCUGGCGGCGCCACCCCUCUCUUCAACUCAUGCAGCAGCGGUAGUGCCGCCUGCGUGCGGCUCAUUCUGCAGCGUGGCGCCUCAGUCCUCCCCGCGCACCAACUUGCGUCCCCCGUCCACGAGGCGGCAAAGAAAGAUCAUUCAGAGUGUUUGGACCUGCUGCUGGCGUACGGAGCGCACAUUGACAUGGAGCUUCCCACGAUGGGGACGCCUCUGUAUUCCGCCUGUAUGGCCUCCGCCGCAACCUGCGUGCAUGUGCUACUACACUCCGGAGCAGACGUUCGACUUGGGUGCGGACAAGACAGUCCGUUGCACGCCGCAGUCCGAGGGGGCGGAGCCACAGUCGUGGACGUUCUCUUGGACUUUGGUGCUGAUCGCUGCUGCAUGAACACUGAAGGCAAGACCCCGCUAGAUGUGGCUGCACCAGACAGCAGAGCGAGAGCUACACUUCAAAGCAGAGGUCCUUGCUCGCUCUCUCAGCUGUGUCGCUGCUCUAUUCGGAGAAGUUUGGGGAGGAGUCGCCUCCACAGAGCUUCCAGCCUCAUCCUCCCACAUACGAUCCAGAGCUACCUCCUCUACCAAUGACAUACCUUGGCCAUGUAUGUUGGUUUAGCUUGUAUACUGGAUGCUUAUAAAACAUCUUUUUAAUUUAUUUUAUGUACCUUGGUGUAUGUUCUACUGCUCAAAUCAACUGUAUACAGUAAAUGCUAAUUCUCAUGAAUCUUCACAAUGUGCUAACUGUGGCAGCCCUAUUAGGCACCAUGGACAGCUCCAGUUGGCAUUUGUCGCCUCCUAGUGGUGAAAAAAGGGAUAUUUUCGAGAAAAUAAAAAACAAAACACUGAAGAACCUUUAAAGUGGACCACGUGAUGCUGGUCAACCUCCAAUUUUUUUCAGAUUUCAAAGCAAUUUUCCCAUAGGAAAUAAUGUAAAGGGAACUGGAUUGGAAGGGGAAAUCAGAAUCAGAAUCAGCUUUAUUGUCAUUACGCAAGGUAACGAGAUUGAGGCCAUUCCAUACAGUGCGAUGUGUGCAUGCUAGAAAAACAAUGUGCAAAUAUAUAAAAAUAUAAAAAAUGUAGAAGUGCAAUGAAUAUGGUGUGAAAUGAAUAUAUACAUGAAAAAAACCCCAAAAAAAACAGGGUGGUUGGUGGAAUGGGUUAUUGCACCGAAGAGAAGGCAGUUAUGAGGGACAAUGGGGCAGUCCGUUCAGGAUGGUUAUGGCCCUGGGGAAGAAGCUGUUCUUUAGCCUGUGGUUGCAGUGCAGAUUUUA